UCUCUCUCAGCUGGCUGGCCCACAAUGGAGAGCUCCCCGGGAACGGGCGACGUCCAUGGCUCUGUGCCGGAUGCGUCCCACACGACAUUCGAGUCUCGACCCCAACCGAAGCCUGCCUCCGAGCAAACCACUCCCUCUCGAUCCUCAUCGCUGUUGCAGAAAGGGUCAUCGCUACCACCCCGUGCCCAUUCCGGGGCCCGACAUACGAAACGGUUGACCUUGAACUUCCCCAUCAACAUCCCGCUGGAGCAACCGCCGUCCGCCACUGACCCCAGUGUCGCCUCCCCCGGAUCCAUGACCCCCAUCACACAAUCGUCGACUCGUCCGUCCUCCGCACUCCCGGCUGAUGCUCCUGUUCCUCUUGAUGUCGAUGGCGAUGGCAUCGACUUCCUUCGGGCUAUCGCCUCGCAAGAGCGGAGGGUGAUGGAGCUCCGGGAGGAGCUGACCCGGGCCGAGACGGACCUGUCCACCCUCAAGAAACAAUGGGCGCAGUCUGAGAAAUCGAGGAAACGCACCGAGAUCAGUCUUCAUGCUGAGCCGAUGCUGCCACUGCGGUCUCCCGAUCUUAGCGGGGCGGAGGGGUCCAGUUCGCAUCGUCGGGAACAAAGCAUGAGCUCGGUCGGAAGCUCUUCAGUAUCACAGGAACGUAUCAGCCGGGAAAUGGAUCGGCGAAGUAUCGUCCGUCCUACGCCACCUAAAGGUACAACCAUUUCUGCCAACGGGCGGCGUGUCUUCCAGGGCUCCCAUACGCGCACUCUGUCUCUUCUGUCACCAGUAACAGCUCCAAGCCCAUCUAUCGGCGGGCCAAGCCCGUCGGAUGCCGAACGCGUGGGCCGCUCCCCGCGGUCGGCUACGCUGCCAUCCGUUGAGCGUAACAAUGUUGCCAACAUUGGGAUGCCGAUGGAUGAAAGCCAGGUGCCGGAGCAUUUGCUUUCGCAGUGGCGGAAGACCAUGCCGCCUCCAUCUCGUGAGGCCCUCAUGCGUACUGGAAAACAGAUGGCUUCUGAUUUGCGCGAGGGUCUCUGGACAUUCUUCGAGGACAUCCGACAGGCAACGGUGGGCGAAGAGGGCAUCAACGCAACCGAAUCCAGGACCAUGUCGCAAUCCAACUCGUUAACCCCGUCGACCUCACGCAAACGUGAUUCUUUGGCCAAAUCACAAAGUCGAGAUCGGUUAUCAGCCACAGGAAGCGGCUCACGAUCAGCAUCGUCAUCAUCGCGGGGGAGGAGGCCGGCGGCCGAAACAUCAUCUGGUAAAGACACCAAGCCGGUGGACAUUUCCUCGUCUUUCUGGCAUGAAUUCGGCGUUGAUUCACCAGCGCAGACGUCGACAGGCGCUCGUCGCAGUCCCUCCGACACCAUCGACGCGACGACCCCACGAGGCGCGAACGAACCCGAGCAGCAAAAUCACCGCUCCAGCAGUCCAGUCGCAGCGGAGGAUGAUACGGCCGACAACUGGGAUAUGUGGGAUACGCCGCUCCCAGCAUCGAAGAUGACACACACGCCCUCCUCCAGCCGGUCGACAGUCGAGUCGAAGCACGAUCAGUCCCCAGAUACGCAGGGCAGCAGUCCACGAACGAGUGCCAGCUUUGGCGAAUGGAACCCCAGUUCCGCCGCACCCGAUCCCAGCGUGACCGAAGGUAUUCCCUGGCCUACCAUCACCCAGCUGGCCCCGUCCAAGCUACAGCGCACCGCCUCCAAUCUCAUGGCCGAGUGGGAGCGAAGUCUCUCACCUUCACCGGAACGAAAGGACUCGUCGUCCUCGUCCAGCCGAAGCAAGAGCAGCAAGAAGGAUUGA
This is a messenger RNA of Penicillium cinerascens, 1797 nucleotides long. Its product is annotated as DUF4048 domain-containing protein. The annotation marks the transcript as partial. The transcript has 2 exons. The record is from RefSeq and is a predicted model, not a curated record. Lineage: Eukaryota; Fungi; Ascomycota; Eurotiomycetes; Eurotiales; Aspergillaceae.